AGAUUCUCUCCUUGAGAAAGCACACCACUCACUCUCUCCCCCCGCAAAAGCAAAAGCAUUUGGAAAUCACUCACUACUCCGCUCGAUCCACAUCAUAACGAAGAACCCUAUUCCAUUCGCCACCUCCCGAUCGCUUUCCCAUUCACCCCCACGCCGCACGCGCCUCCGUCGAUCCGUCCAUGGCGGCCGGGGGGCCGCCGCCGCAGCAGAUGGUGCGGAAGCUGGCCGUGGAAGUGGUGGACGCACGGGACCUGGUGCCCAAGGACGGUCUCGGCACGUCGAGCGCCUACGCCGUGGCGGACUUCGACGGGCAGCGGAAGCGCACGCGCACCGUGCCGCGGGACCUCAACCCGCAGUGGCACGAGCGGCUCGAGUUCGCCGUGCCCGACCCGGCCACCAUGCACGCCGAGGCUCUCGACGUCUCGCUCUACCACGACCGCCGCUUCAACCCUUCCGGCGGCGGGGGCAAGAACAACUUCCUCGGCCGCGUCCGCAUCUACGGCUCCCAGUUCUCGCGCCGCGGGGAGGAAGGCAUCGUCUACUUCCCGCUCGAGAAACGAAGCCUGCUCAGCUGGAUCCGCGGAGAGGUCGGGCUCAAGAUUUACUACUACGACGAGCCGGCCGUGCCGCCGCCGCCUCCUCCUGAGGAUAAUAAGCCGCCGGAGGGGGGUGACAACGCGCCGCCGCCUGAGGUUCCCCCGGAAGCGCCCAGGGAGCUCCCCCCGGAGGUCCCCGAGCCUACGGAGGCCGCCGUCGAGGUGCAGCAGCCACAGUUUCAGCCUCCGGUCGUCAUCGUGGAGGAAGCUCCGAUGCACGGGCCACACGGCCCGAUGAUGAUGCCGCCAAUGCACGGCCCGUAUGGCCCGAUGAUGCCGCCGAUGCAGCACGGCCCGAUGAUGCCACCCCCGGUGACGAUGCACGCCCGAAUGAUGCCGCCGCAGCCGGAACCGGAGCCAGAGCCGGAGCCGCAGCGUGAAGCAGGUGGGCCGGAUGGCGCAGAGCAUUACCCGCCUGAGUUGCGGAAGACGCGGAUGGCGUCCAGCACGGAGCGUGUCCGCCUCCCGCGACACCCGAGCGGCGGCGGCUACGGGCCGCCCGAUUACUACGCCGCCUCGCCCCGCGUCAUUUCCGGGCGGUUCGUGUCCACCGGUGAAGCCGUCGAGCCGGUGCAGUCGACGUACGACCUGGUGGAGCCGAUGCGGUACCUCUUCGUGCGCAUCGUCAGAGUGCGCGGCAUCCGCCCCUGCGAGGGCCCUUACGUGAAGAUCCAGGCGGGCCCGCACUGCCUCCGCUCCCGGCAUGGCCGCGACGUCUCCGGCACGGGCAGCCCCGAGUGGAACCAGGUGUUUGCCAUCAGCCACGCCAAGCCGGAGCCGACGCUGGAGAUAUCCGUGUGGGACGGCGGCGCGCCGUCUCCCGCGGACGCCUUCCUCGGCGGCGUCUGCUUCGACCUCUCGGACGUGCCGGUCCGCGACCAGCCGGACGGCCCGCUGGCGGCGCAGUGGUACCGGCUGGAGGGCGGGGACCCCGGCAUGGUCACGGGGGACAUCAUGGUGUCCGUGUGGAUCGGCACGCAGGCGGACGACGUGUUCCCGGAGGCGUGGAACACGGACGCGCCCUACGCCGCGUACACGCGCGCCAAGGUGUACCAGUCUCCCAAGCUCUGGUACCUGCGGGCGUCCGUCAUCGAAGCGCAGGACCUGCGCGUGCCGACGCCGCCUCCUGGGCUGCCGUUCGACGUGCGUGUCAAGGUGCAGCUCGGGUUCCAGUCGGCGCGCACCCGCCGGUCAGUGGCCAGCAGCAGCGGCUCGGCGUUCGCGUGGGCAGAGGACCUCAUGUUCGUGGCUUCCGAGCCGCUGGACGACACCCUUGUCCUGCUCGUGGAGGACCGGUCCAUGAUCAAGGAGCCUUCUCUGCUCGGCCAUGCCACCAUCCCCGUCAGCUCCGUGGAGCAGCGCCUGGACGAGCGGCAGCUGGUCGCGUCAAGAUGGUUCAAUCUCGAAGGCGGGAUGGGCCAUGGUCAUGGUCACGGAGACGCCGGGGAUCAUCCGCAUGGACAGCCUGCAGGGUUCUACUCCGGGCGGCUGCACCUUCGGCUUUCCCUGGAAGGAGGGUACCACGUGCUGGACGAGGCGGCGCACGUGUGCAGCGACUACCGGCCGACGGCGAAGCAGCUGUGGAAGCCGCCGGUGGGCGUGCUGGAGCUGGGCAUCGUGGGCGCGUGCGGCCUGCUCCCGAUGAAGACGAAAGGAGGGUCCAAGGGGUCGACGGACGCCUACUGCGUGGCCAAGUACGGCAAGAAGUGGGUGCGCACGCGCACCGUGACGGACAGCUUCAGCCCGCGGUGGAACGAGCAGUACACGUGGCAGGUGUACGACCCGUGCACGGUGCUGACGGUGGCCGUGUUCGACAACUGGCGCAUGUUCGCGGGCGCCGGGGACGAGCGACAGGACUACCGCAUCGGCAAGGUGCGGGUGCGCGUGUCCACGCUGGAGAGCAACCGCGCCUACACGGCGUCGUACCCGCUGCUGGUGUUGCUGCGGUCGGGGCUCAAGAAGAUGGGCGAGGUGCAGCUUGCCGUGCGGUUCACGUCGCCGGCCCACCUGCCGGACACCUGGGCCACGUACACGUCCCCUCUCCUGCCGCGGAUGCACUACCUGCGCCCGAUCGGCGUGGCGCAGCAGGAAGCCUUGCGUGGCGCGGCCGUGCGCACCGUGGCGGCGUGGCUGGCGCGGUCGGAGCCGCCGCUGGGUCCCGAGGUGGUGCGCUACAUGCUGGACGCGGACGCGCACACCUGGAGCGUGCGCCGCGCCAAGGCCAACUGGUUCCGCAUCAUGGGGGUGCUCGCCUGGGCCGUCGGCCUGGAGCGCUGGCUCGAUGGCGUGCGCCGCUGGCGGAACCCUUCCACCACCGUCCUCGUCCACGUGCUCUACCUGGUCCUCGUCUGGUACCCGGAGCUGGUGGUGCCCACGGCCUCGCUCUACGUGUUCCUCAUCGGCGUCUGGUACUACCGGUUCAGGCCGCGGGCGCCCGCCGGCAUGGACGCGCGGCUGUCGCAGGCGGACACGGUGGAGGGCGACGAGCUGGAGGAGGAAUUCGAAGCCGUGCCGGCGCCCGACGUCCUCAGGCUGCGCUACGAGAGGCUGCGGACGCUGGCCGGGCGCGUGCAGCGCGUCAUGGGGGACGUGGCGGCGCAGGGCGAGCGGCUGCAGGCGCUCGUCAGCUGGAGGGACCCGCGGGCCAGCCGGAUCUUCGUCGGCGUGUGCCUCGCUGUCGCAGUCGCGCUCUACGCGAUGCCGCCCAAGAUGGUGGCCGUGGCCACGGGAUUCUACUACCUCCGGCACCCCAUGUUCCGGGACCCCAUGCCCGCGGCCGCCGUCAACUUCUUCCGCCGCCUGCCCAGCCUCUCCGACAGGAUGCUCUGAGAACGUACCGAGAUUGAUUGCUGCCGCUGCCUCGCGCGCGCUGGAAUCAUUCACAGGCUCUAUGUUUUUUGUUUUCAUUUUUUGCUGUAAUAAUUAAGAAUGUGCAGUAGGAAUAUCGGAGGAGAGGAUAGGAGUAACACAACGAUUUUAUUCAUAUAUACCACAAAUAAUGAAACUAUACGAUUUGUCGCA
Messenger RNA from Brachypodium distachyon (stiff brome), 3617 nucleotides. RefSeq names its product protein QUIRKY. The transcript has a single exon. Bases 180 to 3425 code for a protein of 1081 amino acids. The record is from RefSeq and is a predicted model, not a curated record. Lineage: Eukaryota; Viridiplantae; Streptophyta; Magnoliopsida; Poales; Poaceae.